Molecule: messenger RNA, 6423 nt
Organism: Phoenix dactylifera (date palm)
Lineage: Eukaryota; Viridiplantae; Streptophyta; Magnoliopsida; Arecales; Arecaceae
Source: RefSeq, a predicted model, not a curated record
GAUCUUUUCUUCAGGGAAAAGGGAAUAAAAACCAAAACAAAGCAAGGAAGAGAAUGAGACACCGAUAACGACGACGAUGGCGGAGAAAAAACCAAGCAGAGCUUCCAUGGAGGAGCUCGACCUCGACGCCUUCCUCCGAUUCCACGGCGAUGACCUCUACUCCUCAAGCAGCGACGACGACGAUGAGCAAUCCGCCGCCGCCCGCCGCCGGACCGUCGACGAACUCCUCCACUCUACCUCCUCCUCCUCCUCCUCCUCUCCCCCCACCCCCUCUCGGAUCCCUCUCCUCGUCUCCGAUACCCAACCCAAAGAGGAAUCCCCAAUCCCCCAAGAACACGACCAAAGAUCCGGCCGAGAAGAAGAACAAGAAGAAGAGUCCACCAGCUCAACCGUCGAUUGGAGAAGGAGAUCCCGAGAGGUUCCCUCCUCUGUCUCCCUUUCUUCUCUAGGCCUCCGGAGCUACUAUAACUCUACUGCCUCCUCCUCUUCUUCUUCGUCGCGCCUCUUGCCUCCUCUCUUUGGCAGCGUCCGGCCGAACCCUAAGCCGGGGGCUGCACUCGCUGCCGCUGCUGCCACUUCCCGCUCCAUCCCAACGCCGCAUGCUGCAGCGAUCAAGUCCCAGAGAGCCGGCAGCGGAUCUCUUCAGAAGGUCCUCGAGGAACCAGCUGUGGAUCCAGAGGAGGUCGUCGGUUCUGGAGGAUUGGAUGGUUCGGAGCUCUCGGAGGCCACUCCGUCGACUGGGAACUUCGGAGUGGAGGAUGAUGAUAGGGGACCGGUGGUUUCAGCAGUUUCGCGAUCUUCUUCAGAGGCUGAAGUAGUGGCAGUUUCUGAAGAACUCCGUAGUGAAGAAGUAUCAGGAGGUGGUGGUGGAUCUAGUAUUGACGAAGAGAUUGAGACCACUGGGCAAUUAGAAGCCAAGGAAGAUGUGGUGAAUUCAGUUGAGCCUUUGGUCAUCAGUGAUGAGAAUGCCCAAACGGUGGAUGAGAAUUUGCCUCCUACAGAUGAAGGUAGUUCUGUUGCUGAAAUUGUCGAGGAUGACAAAAAUGAAGUAGAUUUGGAAGUGCCCAAAUCCGAAAAAGAUGAUUUUGAUAAGAGUACUCCUGAUGGAGAAAUAAGUUCCGUUGGAGACGAAGCUCAGGUUGGAAGUGAGAUUGAUAAAGUAGUCGAAGAGAGGUUAGGUCAGCUGGAGAACAGUAAGAAGGCUGAGAAGAAAGCGGAGAAGAAACUACGUGCUUCUAUGAAGCCACUGGAAUGGGCUGAAGAGAUUGAAAAGAGGCAGGCAUCGUCAGGCCUGCACUGGGAGGAGGGGGCAGCUGCCCAGCCAAUGAGGCUCGAGGGCAUCCAAAGGGGACCUCCUGCUGUUGGAUAUUUGCAAAUUGACCUCGACAAUGCGAUCACUCGUGCCAUUUCAUCACAAGCAUUCAGGCACGACCAUGGCUCCCCUCAAGUCCUGGCAGUUCAUAUGAACUUUAUAGCCUUGGGCAUGUCGAAAGGAGCUGUUCUUGUUGUUCCCAGCAAAUAUUCUGCUUAUAGUGCUGAUAAUAUGGAUACAAAGAUGUCGACACUUGGUUUCCAUGGUGAGAAAGUUCAAACACCUGUAACUUCAAUGUGCUUCAACCAGCAAGGUGACCUACUUUUGGUAGGAUAUGGUGAUGGUCAUCUGACAGUUUGGGAUGUGCAAAAAGCAACAGCAGCAAAAGUAAUCACUGGGGAACAUACGGCUCCAGUAGUGCAUACGUUGUUUCUAGGGCAGGAUUCCCAAGUUACACGUCAAUUUAAAGCUGUUACUGGAGAUUCUAAGGGACUUGUUUCAUUACAUACUUUCUCAGUUGUUCCUUUGCUCAAUCGUUUCUCUGUCAAGACUCAGUGUCUUCUUGAUGGUCAAAAAACUGGCACUGUGUUAUCGGCUUCUCCUCUUUUGAUGGAUGAGACUUAUGGAUUUGGCUACACAUCUGCCCAAGGGAACUCAGCAACCACUAGUGGUCUUGGUAGCAUGAUGGGAGGUGUUGUUGGUGGCGUAGUUGGAGGAGAGGCUGGAUGGAAGCUUUUCAAUGAAGGUUCUUCAGUGGUGGAAGAAGGUGUAGUCAUAUUUGUCACCCAUCAAAAUGCUCUAGUGGUUAGACUGAGUCCCAGUGUAGAAGUUUAUGAGAAAUUUCCCAGACCAGAUGGGGUACGAGAAGGAUCAAUGCCUUACACUGCAUGGAAAUCCACAACAUGUUUGCAUGACUCAUCUCUUGAAGCAUCUGAUAGGGUUUCAUGGCUUGCAAUUGCAUGGGAUCGGAGGGUCCAAGUGGCCAAGUUGGUCAGAUCAGAAAUGAAAAGAUACAAAGAAUGGAACCUUGAUAGUGCAGCAAUAGGUGUGGCAUGGUUAGGUGAUCAGAUGUUAGUGAUGCUUACCCUGAGAGGACAGCUCUGCUUGUUUGCCAAAGAUGGAAAUGAACUUCACCGAACCAGUUUCAUUGUAGAUGGUUUGGGAAUUGAUGAUAUGAUCACAUAUCACACCCACUUUUCUAAUAUUUUUGGAAAUCCAGAAAAGGCUUAUCAGAAUGCAGUAUCUGUAAGAGGGGCCACUAUAUAUAUACUCGGGCCGAUGCAUCUUAUAAUUUCUCGUCUUCUUCCUUGGAAGGAACGCAUUCAAGUGUUGCAGAGGGCGGGUGAUUGGAUGGGUGCAUUGGACAUGUCAAUGAGGCUCUACGAUGGCCAUGCACAUGGUGUUAUUGAUCUUCCAAGAACUGUUGAUUCUAUAAGGGAGGUCAUAAUGCCAUUUCUGGUAGAGUUACUGUUGUCAUAUGUAGAUGAAGUUUUCUCCUAUAUUUCAAUUGCUUUUUGCAACCAAACUGAUAAAGGGGGAUGGAUGGGAGGUCCAAAGAUCACAGACAGUUCCAUGUGCACAGAGGUAGAGGAGCAAUAUGCUCGUGUUGGUGGUGUUGCAGUAGAAUUUUGUGUUCACAUCAAAAGGACCGACAUCUUGUUUGAUAGUAUCUUCUCCAAAUUUGUUGCUGUUUGGCAUGGAGGUACAUUCUUGGAGAUUUUGGAGCCAUAUAUAUUAAGGGACAUGCUUGGGUGCCUUCCUCCUGAGAUCAUGCAAGCCUUAGUAGAGCAUUAUAGUGGCAAAGGAUGGUUGCAACGGGUUGAACAAUGUGUUCUGCACAUGGACAUCUCUUCCUUGGAUUUCAAUCAGGUUGUCAGGUUAUGCCGUGAGCAUGGAUUGUAUGGUGCACUGAUAUAUCUUUUCAAUCGAGGUUUAGAUGACUACAAGACACCUUUAGAGGAGCUUUGUGCAGUUGUACAACAUAAUCAGAGAAAGGAUGUUGCUGCUAUUGGCAGGUACAAGAUGCUUGUCUAUCUGAAGUAUUGCUUUCAAGGUCUAGCAUUUCCCCCAGGACAUGGUACUCUUCCUCUUUCUCGAGUUCAUUCAGUUAGAAAAGAAUUGUUGCAGUUUUUACUGGAGGAUUCUAAGUCUUCUACCGCUCAAGUAAUGAAAAGUUUGAAGUCAUAUUCUGGAAGGUGCUCAAACCUAUGUUCUCUCCUGUGGUUGGACACAGAAGCAACACUAGAUGUUCUUAGAUGUUCUUUCACACAAGAGGAACCCAAAAAAAUAGAUAGUUCCUUGACUGAUUUGGCUGAAUCUAAUAUUGAACAUGGAAAAGGAAUUGAUUUUGAGAGCCAAGACUAUCAGAAUGUAAUGGUACAGAAUAUCACAAGCACACUUAUAGAAGUUCUUGAUUUGGAAUCUGAUGUGAUCAGAACCUUUGUCAUGGAUGACAAUAUGGCCGUUUGGCCUUCUAAAAAGGACUUAGGUCAUAUCCUUGAGUUCAUUGCAUUUCUCAUUUCUUGUAAGAAAGCGAGUAUUUCUGGGAGGGUAUUAAUGCAUAUUCUUGAAUAUUUGACAUCAUGCGGUCUGACACCAAAUGAUCCCAGCCUGAAAACUGAAUCUUCUCAGAAGGAGAAACAGGUACUCACACUUUUGAAGGUGGUGCCACAGACGGACUGGAAGUAUGAUGAUGUGCUGCAUCUCUGCAUGAAGGUUAAUUUUUAUCAGGCAUGUGGCUUAAUACAUGCAAUCACGGGCCAGUAUAUUGCUGCUUUAGAUAGUUAUAUGAAGGACUUCAAUGAACCUGUCCAUGCUUUUGCUUUUAUAAACAAAAUGCUGAUACAGUUAAAGAAUACUGAUGCUUCAUCUUUUCGGUCAGCAGUGAUUUCUCGAAUACCUGAGCUGGUCAAGCUGAGCAGAGAAUGCACCUUUUUUUUGGUCAUUGACCAAUUUAGUAGUGAAAGUAAGCAUAUUCUGUCGGAGCUUCAUUCUCAUCCACACAGCCUCUUCCUUUUCUUAAAAACUGCUGUUGAUGUUCACUUGUCUGGCACUCUCAACUUUUCUGUGCCUAAAACUGUCUGGGUUUCGGAUAUUCCAUCUGGAAGAAUAAGAGAUACUCAUGAUGAACUUGAAGCGUAUAUGGAAAGGCUAUCAAACUUUCCAAAGCCUUUGCAUCAUAAUGCAAUUUAUGUAACUGAUGAAUUGGCAGAACUGUAUUUAGAGCUCUUAUGCCAGUUUGAGCGCAACUCAGUUCUGAAGUUCCUCGAGACCUUUGAUAGUUACAGGUUGGAGCAUUGUUUACGUCUUUGUCAAGAAUAUGGGGUUACAGAUGCGGCUGCUUUUUUGCUGGAAAGAGUUGGUGAUGUUGGCAGUGCUUUAACACUUGUCAUGGCUGGGCUGAAGGAAAAAAUUGACUUUCUUGUUGCUGCUGUGGAAAAUUCAUCUUCUGAGAUCGUGUCAAAUAAUAUUACUGAGAUGGAGCAGCUUAAUUAUGUUUUGCAAAUAAAUGAGGUUGUCUCUGUGCAUGAUGUAUUGCACACCUCUAUUGGCCUAUGCCAAAGAAAUACUCAACGUUUAGAUCCACAAGAAUCUGAGUCCCUUUGGUUUCGGUUGCUUGACUCGUUUUCUGAGCCGUUGAAGAGAUUCUAUGGCAACAAAGCAGUAUCUGAAGGACAAAGUUAUGUUGGCAGUUCACCUGCAAGUUCUGAUAUGGGGUUCAAAAAGUGUACUGGUAUUUUGCGAAGAGUGUUGUCACAAUUUGUUGGGGAAAUCAUAGAGGGAAUGACUGGAUUUGUACCCCUCCCAGUCAUCAUGGGCAAACUCCUUUCUGACAAUGGGAAUCAAGAGUUUGGUGAUUUUAGAUUCACCAUAUUGAAGAUGUUGGGGACAUAUGGCUAUGAGAGAAGAAUACUGGACACGGCUAAAUCAUUAAUUGAGGAUGAUACAUUCUACACCUUGAGCCUGCUAAAGAAGGGGGCAUCUCAUGCAUAUGCUCCACAAGAUUUUACUUGCUGUAUUUGUGGCUGCUCUCUUACCAAGGACUACUCUAGUUUGGGAAUUCGAGUAUUCAGUUGUGGUCACUCGAUGCAUCUCCAUUAUGAAUCUGAGAAUGAAUCAUCCAACAGCGAGUCAUCAGUUGCAUGCCCAAUUUGUCUAACAAAGAACCAGAAUGGACAAAGCAAAUCAAUUCUUGUGCAGAAUGGGUUGGUCAAAUAUUCUGCAUCAGGCUCCCAACCGUCACAAGGGACUGUUCGUCACCUGCAUGAACCAGAUACUGCAGAGAAGAGUUAUGGGCUUCAACAGAUGUCUCGGUUUGAAAUAUUGAGUAUCCUUCAGAAAGCUCAGCGAUCUCUUCAAGUUGAUACUCUUCCUCAAUUUAGACUCUCACCUCCGGCUAUAUAUCAUGAAAAGGUCAGAAAAGAAGGAGCUAGUUCUGUGAUGGGAGAGACAAGCGAUACUUCAAUCAAAAGUGAAAAGCCAAAUAAACGUUGGCAACUGAGGGAGCUAAGAUCAAAAGGAUCGCCAAACCGGUUUCCCUUGAAGUCAAAUAUAUUUGGUACUGAGAAAAAUAAGGUGCGCUAGUAUGAUAUGCGGUGUUGUCAGGAAACAAUGAUUUUGCCCUAUUGUUAGACGAACAAGUCAGUAAUAGAUAGGCAGUGGUGGUUCCACCACCUAGACAUACAGAUCUAAUUUUAAAUAUUAAAAAAUAAUGCUUUAUAUUAAGCGGAUGUUCAAGUGGUAUAAGAGGAAGAAGAAGAAAGAACAAUAACACCUGCAUUGCAAACUCGGGAAGAGACGAAGGAAGCAGACGUGUGCAUUUUGGUACAUAGACACAAUUCAGAAUCCAUGAUUUGCGUUCUGAUCAAGCUUUUUCUGUUGUGCUGACAAUAUACUUUUCUUUCAGUAGACAGCCCUUUGUCCAUUUGCCUUGACGGUUCAUGUAACGUCUUGAGAAAUCAUAAUGGUUACUUUUGCCCUUUUGCAGUGGAUGCGUUGCCCAACAUUGUUGUCUGAUAUAUGUAAAUUCUGAUAUUAUGUAUCCAACAAACAGCAUUUCUGGUCUUUGGCAAUGACCAUUAAUAUAGAUGGCAGCCAUAUUCUUUCAUCAA